AUGUCGCAACUGCGUUCAGGCCGCAGCCCUCUGCGAGCCGUACAUAAGGCUCAGGCGCGUCGAGAGCGAUUGGCCUGGCUUGAGGACGAGAUCUCUGCUGUUUUUUCGAUCAACUGCUGCUCCAUCAAGACCGGCACAUCGUUGAGGAACGCCCUCGGCGGCUCGCCUCGCGACCAGCAGAUCAUCUCCGCUCGCCGUGACGAGCCCUUGCACACGCCUGCAUCUGGAACUCAAGCAAGCUCCGUCGAUGCCGCCUCUGCGAGUGUGGACAACCCCGGGCUGAGCUUGCUGGCUCUCAACGCCACGGGAGAGCCGCGUUAUUUGGGGCCUUCCUCCGGCUCAUUCAUUGCCAACUACAUCGCGCUGUUGGCUCGGUCUCUUGGUCCGAAUCAAGCUCGCUGCAGACCACCUCCGCCAAACUCCAACAAUGGCGACGGUCGUGAGGGAGCCAUGACCGUGGCUGACGUGCACAAGGCUCUCUCUCCAGACCUCGCUCGAUUCCUGGCUCGGUCCUUCCAGCUCUGGAUGCUCCCUCUCUAUCCCCUGUUCAGCAACGAGGAUCUGGACAGACUCGUAACUAGGUGCAGUGAUUACGAGACAAGUUCUCAAAAGAAAACAUUCGAGCAGAAUUGCGAUAUGAUCAUCUACUUCUUGGUUAUGGCCCUGGGUGCCACCAAUGCCCCCCACACACUCAAAGAAACAAAGGAGCCAUCCCAACUGGACAGCUCCAUGCCCUCAGCAAGCCAUCUAUACGGCGCGGCGCUGAACCUCUUCGAACACAGUAUUCAACAUCAUCGUCCGAGUGUUUUCCUGAUACAGACACUUGUCUUGAUUUCCAUGUACAGCUCGUACGGACCGAGCGGCCUAAGCCAGUGGCAGCUUUCAGGCCUGGCUAUGCGAAUGGCUGUGGAACUCGGCCUCCACUGCUCCUACUCUGGUUCUCAAAUUUCCGAUCUUGAUAUUGACCGUCGGAAUCGGGUGUUUUGGGCGUCGUUUAUCAUUGAGAUAACCCUCGCCUACAACCUCGGACGACCGCCUAGUAUCACUGAUGAUUACAUCACGGCAAAGCUCCCAGAAGGCCUGGGGGAAACAGCUUUUGGGGUUCAGCAUAUCAAACACAGGAGAAUACAAAACAGGAUCAUGGCUUCCGUCUACUGUACAAAUCCAUCUAAAACCAUUUCUAUGGAAGAUCGGCUUCAAGUUAUCGAGAGUUUGCAGACGGAACUUGAUGGCUGGAGAGACUUCUUGGCCGGCCUCUAUGAGCACGACAAAACCUCUGUUUACCCGCAUAGCUACUGGGAGAGACUGUAUUAUAGCACUUCGUUCGUGCUGCAUCGAUCAAGCCCGCUCUGUCCACAACCUUCGCCCAAGUCAGCCGAAUUUUGCAUACGCUCCGCUGGACAUUACAUCGACAACUUGCUGGGGGUCUUACGCAGCACCAAUGUGCCAAUCACCUGGAUGCUAGUGCAAGGCGUAAUAUUCGCAGGCCUGACAAUCUUGGUAACGGCAAGAACCACAGCUUCUAAGCUGGCCCAAUACGCUGGUCCGUCAUUCUUGCUGGUGGAUUUAGCAAAUUGGACCAGGAAAUGCUCUUUAUGUAUAACCAUUAUCAAUGAACGAUGGUCGGAGGAUCUCGUUGCAAGCCUAGAUGCGCAGUAUGAAACGCUCGCCAUUGACACGCUCAAGAUUUUCGCGACGGGCCUUAUAGGCAAUGUUAGUUCGACGACAGCUACAAGUACAACUAGUCCAGGUCUUGCCUCCAACCUUGAUUCAGUCCCCAAUACUUGCGGCACGUGCGAUGCUCCAGCUUGGUCGGCCGGUGGCGAUGCUCCAGCUUGGUCGGCCGGUGGCGAUGCUCCUCUGGAGCCAUCACCGCCAAUGGAGUGGCGCUCCUUCGAGCCAUUCCGAGACUUCCUAGGUUGGGACAAUGGACAAGCCUUCUGGAACAUAUUCCCCGCACAGUCUGGCUUCGGCAUCUUUGAUGCUCUGGGAGCAGCCGCCGGCCAAGAAGCGUACAUGACCGACCAAUAUGGGUCUCAAGAGUGGACAAAUAUGUUCCUCGGGCUAUGA
Clonostachys rhizophaga is the source of this 2070-nucleotide messenger RNA. Lineage: Eukaryota; Fungi; Ascomycota; Sordariomycetes; Hypocreales; Bionectriaceae. The record is from the annotation of a GenBank genome assembly.